This is a messenger RNA of Malassezia sympodialis ATCC 42132, 1101 nucleotides long. RefSeq lists its product as uncharacterized. Gene Ontology annotation, biological process: proteolysis. Gene Ontology annotation, cellular component: cytoplasm. NCBI's taxonomy places the organism in Eukaryota, Fungi, Basidiomycota, Malasseziomycetes, Malasseziales, Malasseziaceae. The record is from RefSeq and is a predicted model, not a curated record. Gene Ontology annotation, molecular function: aminopeptidase activity.
AUGUACCUGAGCAAAGUAACACCCGCCGACUGGAAAUACGAACAGACCGAGCCGCUGGCGUCUGGCCACCUCGAUGUACAGUCUGAGGGCCAUCAGAUCUACUGGGCUGAGUAUGGCAAUCCCAAUGGCGAGCCUGUGAUGUGCGUGCACGGAGGACCUGGCGGAGGCAGCGAUGCAUUUGUGGCGCGCUUUUUUGCCCCACAGCGCUACCGUGUCCUGGUAUUUGACCAACGUGGCUGCGGAAAAAGUCGACCUUCUGCCUCGGACAAUGAUGCAGGUCCGGCCCUGCGCGCCAAUACGACGGCGGACCUGAUCCAAGAUAUGAAUAAGCUGCGCGCCCACAGAGGCAUCACCGGCAAGAUGCAUCUUUUUGGCGGAAGCUGGGGCAGCACACUCUCUCUAGCUUACGCGAUUGCGCACCCGGAACAUGUGUCUCGCUUGAUUUUGCGUGGCAUCUUUUUAUGUCGCAAGAAAGACUUGGACUUCUUCUACCAGGGCAAUGCUGCCGUGUACGAGCACGAUCCGAUGGAUACGUCGCUGCCAGGUAGCUACCAGCUCUAUCCGGAGGCAUGGGAUGAGUACGUGCGUGUGAUUCCACCUGAGAAGCGACACGACAUGAUCCGCGCAUACGAUGCCAUCUUUUCGCGCGAGCCUCGUGACGAUGCCGAUCUACAAUACCAGAUUCGUGCUGCACAGGCCUGGGCGGGAUGGGAAGGCCGCACCAGCUACCUGUCGCUCGAUGCCUCGAAGCCGAACCACUACGAAGAAGUCCGGUUUGCGAAGGCCUUUGCGCGUAUUGAGAACCACUACUUUAUCAAUGGCUCGUUCCUGGGCGGGGCUGGCGAAUCAAACCGUAACCAAAACUACAUCCUCGCCCAUGUGCAGCGCCUCAAGGGAAUUCCCAUCCAUAUUGUGCACGGACGCUAUGAUAUGGUGUGCCCCAUGUUCCAGGCGGAAGAGCUUAUUGCGGCCCUUCGCGAUGUGGGUCACACUGAUGUGGACUAUCGACGCACGCCGGCUGGCCAUAGCAUGCUGGAGCGGGAGAACUGCCAGGCGCUGACAGACAUCCUGGAUCAUCUUCCGUCGCCCGGUACUGCAUAG